UGGCAGCACUGUAGCUGUCACUUCUGACAACAUCUAGCUCUGCCCGGACGUCAAAAAGCCGAACUGUUCCAAAACAACGACACACGACGCUGAAUUUUUGCAGCACGAUGUUCAAAAAAUUCGAUGAAAAGGAAAGCGUCUCAGGAGUUCAACAAUUGAAGUCCUCGGUCCAGAAAGGUAUUCGGGCGAAGCUGAUUGAGCAGUUUCCCACCAUCGAAAAUCACAUCGAUCUAGUGUUGCCGAAGAAAGAUGCUUUCCGGAUAGUGAAAUGUCACGAUCAUAUUGAACUUUUAAUCAAUGGCGCGGGCGAACAAGUGUUCUUCCGGCACAGAGAUGGACCAUGGAUGCCGACGCUGAAGCUGUUCCAUCGAUUUCCGUUCUUUCUGCCAAUGGAGCAGGUGGACAAAGGUGCCAUCCGUUUUGUGCUAAGUGGGGCUAACAUUAUGUGUCCGGGCCUGACGUCACCGGGCGCAUGUAUGACGAAGGUUGACAAGGGAACGGUAGUGGCGAUCAUGGCCGAAGGCAAGCAGCAUGCAUUAGCUAUUGGACUGACCGCACUGUCGACAGAGGAUAUUGCCAAAGUAAACAAGGGCGUCGGGGUGGAAAAUUGUCAUUAUCUCAACGACGGACUCUGGCAGAUGAAACCGAUUAAAUAAAACACGUCUUAAAGGCGUUCCUUCAUUGCUGUGUUGUACUACGCGAA
This is a messenger RNA of Anopheles funestus (African malaria mosquito), 703 nucleotides long. It is a transcript of the gene MCTS1, whose product is annotated as malignant T-cell-amplified sequence 1 homolog. Bases 108 to 656 code for a protein of 182 amino acids. Gene Ontology annotation, biological process: formation of translation preinitiation complex. The record is from RefSeq and is a predicted model, not a curated record. NCBI's taxonomy places the organism in Eukaryota, Metazoa, Arthropoda, Insecta, Diptera, Culicidae. The transcript is spliced from 4 exons. Gene Ontology annotation, molecular function: RNA binding.